Molecule: messenger RNA, 3057 nt
Organism: Paraglomus occultum
Lineage: Eukaryota; Fungi; Glomeromycota; Glomeromycetes; Paraglomerales; Paraglomeraceae
Source: the annotation of a GenBank genome assembly
AUGGCUUUUCGAACACAAAGCACAAAGGGACGUUACCAUCAACCGUUGGUUGAAAUCCCAAUCCUCCAGAUGUCACAUAUUCCGAACCUUCCAAAUAAAAGUAGGCAGACCAAUAAACUCACAGAAUGGCUCAUCCAAAAACCGACCCAGGAAAGUUCGGACGAGGAUAGAAUAGAAGUAAGAAUAGAAGUUCCUAAAGAGACUCCAAAGAUCACGACAAAGCGUAGUAGGCGACCUAAAACAGCAGGAUCAAGAUCGAAUACUCGCUCUGACGUUACUGGUUUAACUACUCAAGAGAACACAGAAUUAACUUCUGUGCCAAGAUCUCAACAAAAUCUGUACGAUGCUAAUUUAGCUGCUGUAAACAACGCAAUCUCUGAAGCAUCCUCUACCGAGUUUUCUGAACGCAACCCGAUCGUCAUUUCAGACUCGUCAGAAACCCCAUCGGCUUCGUCUUCGGAAGAUGAGACGGUGCGCGUCGUGAUAAAUACUGAAGUACCUCGAGUUACUACCGCGGUCACUAGACGCUUUAUAAAUAAUAAAGUGCGUCGGAACACGAUUGCUAGCUUUUUUAAGAAAAUUAGUAGGCAGUCUGAUGGUGGCGAUGAGAGCGCUAGGACUGUCAGUGAGGAAGCGUCGAGCAGCAACUCAUCGCCUAAAGAAUCGUCGCCGCUUGGCGCAGAAUCACGCGUCUUAACUGAGAUUCUGGAUACUCAACACAACAGUGUAUCUUCUCGUAAACCUGGUCGACCGCGUAUAGUCGUUCCUAUUGACGAUCUCGAUCCACGCGUUUUGGAAUCAAGCAAACCACUCAACUUGAAGAGUUUGGACGAGAUACCGCAUGUUGAUAUGAACGUUGUUGUGAAUAUAUUCCAGGUUUUCGAUUUCUUUGUCAAGUUUGAAAAUGUCAUCGGCGUCACUCUUGUCAACAGCAGCGGUGCUCGAUUAACUUAUGAUGACCUUGAAGAAAUGGCACUAGAUCGAAAUCACUGUCACACUCGUCUCUUUCUUCUUGUUUGUGAAUUCCUUGACUACUUGAUGGAUGACUGUGAUGAAAAAUCGAAAUUCUUUCCCGAUCUUCUUACCGUCCAACAUCGACUUUCUCGUCUCCUUUCCUCUCGCGUCUUCCUUCGGUCCACAGAAUAUAUAUAUUUUCCUCCGCACGAGAGAUUAACGUUGUUGAAAGAUAUGAUUAACCAGGCAAUGCGCACUGAUCCAGCAAGAGAACAAAUAAAAGAGUGGUGUGACAAAUUGAACGAUUGCGCUAAGCAGAAAAAGCUAAGACACGUUACUAUUGAGAAUCUCCAGAAUGAGAUACCGGAAUUAAAAGCCAAGGUCAAAUUAUUAGAGAAGGAGAUUAAGGAAAUUGAAGUACAAUUAAAAAACCAUCACAGCGGCAUUGACACAGAAUCGGAUGAUGCACGGUCAGAAGAGUCUGCAAGCGGAGUAACGGCAAGACAAAGAGCAGUUGCCAGAGCACAAGCCGCUAGAGAUGCUGAAGAAGCUUUACGAGUCAAGAGAAUUCGUGCCGCCGAAGAAGCUGAAUCAUUCGAACGUCUGAUUGGUAUCAAGCAACUGGAAUACGAUAAUCUUGUGUCACUCAAUACUACUGAACGCGAAGAUUUGAAAAACAGUCUGGUUGGUGGAUCUGUUAUAAGAGCUGCUGGAAAUUCUGCUAAUCAUGAGCUGUAUCAAUUUGCUCAAUUAGGUCAGGACAGAUAUUGUCGUAACUAUUGGUUCUAUCGUCCGAUAGGAGGUAUUUUUGUCGAAGAUGUAGAGUGGUAUAGAUCAUAUAAUAAGGAAAGAAUGGAUAGUAAUGGGAAAGCAGCCGAGAAUGGAGAAUCAUCAGACGAACAACUGAAACGACAGUCUAGAUGGUGGGUAAUUGAUUCGAUUGAAGCAUAUCGAGCAUUCAAGAAUUCUCUUAAUCCGCGUGGAGUGCGUGAGCGAGCUCUUGAGGCUAGCUUGAAAAAAAUUGAAGACGAAAUUAUAGAAAGUUUUAAACGUCUCAAUGAAUGGAUGGAAAGACGAUUGAAUGAUACCAAGGAAAUUCAGCAGGAGAAUGUAGAAAGAGAUGUUGUGAAGAAGGCUCUACAACGUGACGGAGACAUUCAUAAGAUAGUUGCUAGAAUAGUUAGGGAUAUGAGUACACUGACAGUUUGUGAAUAUGAAUGUAUUAUGUGUGAAGCUAUUAGACGUAAGUUGAAGGUUUUCGAGGCUUGUCUGGUAGAAAUGAGACCUGACUUCGUCAUUGAGCAAGCGGACUUUGAUUUGAAUAGUUGUUCUAAACCCGAGAAAUUCUUCGAAUAUAUAAAAAAGUUGAUAUCUUCAACCGGCAUUGUUAUGUCUGAACCUACAAAUGAUGAAGAAGAGCCAACAUCAGCAAAGACUGCGACUAGCAGUAACGAAGAGCAAUUAUCUAAUGAUCAGUCACCUUCAUCCUCAUUUAAAUGGUUAGCCAUUGCAUCAUCUCGAUGGUAUUGGUCAGAUAUACGAACGUUUUCCAGUGUGUGUGUGAUGUUGGACGAGUUAAUAGAGGCACAUGACAUUGCUGUUAAAGCGAAUGCAAAGCUGAAGAAAGCAAAUAAAUCAUUAUCGCGGGGAUUGUCUAAGAAGAGCAACGACACUACUGACGCCGAAGAUGAGGAUACAGAUGGUACAAUUGAAGAGGGAAGAAGUCACGGGAGGGGGGGAAAGGACAUUGUGAAGUUACGGUCAUCUAGGCGAUUGCAAGACAAGCCAAAGAUUAAUUAUGACGAAAGUUCAAUUAAUAAAGGUGGUGGUGAUGAAAGCUUGAACGUUACCAUUUCUAAAUAUCAGACACGCUCUGCAUCUCGACUUCGCCCAGAUCAGACAUUGAUUCAGGAUGAAAUGACGGGGCCAGUAACGGUAAGCGAACACAAUAAAAUAAAUUGGCAAUAUCACAACGACGGAAGACUAAUCGUCAGCAUUGCUAUUGUAGCGUUCCAAGAGACGCCGGACCUGACCAACAUUACCAUGAUGCUUAGACGCACUUCGUAUUUGAACGUAAUAAUAGUCAUCUGCGAAUAUUCUUAA